Adineta ricciae is the source of this 1710-nucleotide messenger RNA. The record is from the annotation of a GenBank genome assembly. Lineage: Eukaryota; Metazoa; Rotifera; Eurotatoria; Adinetida; Adinetidae.
AUGAUUUUUACUCUAACACGAAAACGUGUAUAUCAAAUCUUGAUUCGAACAUCAAUUCUUACUCGUAGAUUAUCUACUAUCGAAACUAAGAAUAACGAUAACGACGACGACGACGAUUAUUCAUUGUCAACCAUCAUGACCGAUAGUGUUCAAGUGAAAGAAGGCAAAGCGAAUAUUCGUUUACCAGAAGGUGCUGUUUUCUACAAUCCCGCUCAGGUCUACAAUCGAGAUUUAAGUGUUGCUUGCCUUCGUUUGGUAUCGAAACAUCAUCACGAAAAUGAAUGCAAGAGAAUUCAAAAGAACGACCCGCAGACGAGUUGUAUUCCAUUCGAACAAUUAUCUGCGGGUGUGAGACAAGAGAAUGGAUUGAAAAUAGCUGAGGCUCUUUCAGCAACAGGUCUUCGAUCGGUUCGAUAUGCAAAAGAGAUUCCAGGAAUUGACACAAUUUAUGCGAAUGACAUUGACGCAGGAGCAGUUGAAUCAAUAAAACACAAUGUUCAAUCAAAUGAUGUUCAAAAUCUCGUUCAAGCAAGUCAUGAUGAUGCGAUGAACUUAUUAUACAGCCAUCGAAAACCGGAGAAUCAGUUUCAUGUUGUGGACUUAGAUCCGUACGGAACACCAGGACAGUUUCUCGAUGGAGCAGUGCAAUGUAUAAAAAAGAAUGGUGUUCUAUGCAUAACUGCAACUGAUAUGGCAUCGUUGUGUGGAAAUAAUCCUCACAGUUGCUAUUCAAAGUACGGAUCGAUUCCGUUACAUCAACCAUUCUGUCAUGAAUUUGCAUUGCGCAUGAUACUCUAUUCACUACAUAUGCAAGCUGCUCGGUACGAUCGAAUUAUUGAACCAUUACUAUGCAUGUCAAUUGAUUUCUACGUACGUCUGUUUGUACGUAUCAACUAUGGAUCUGCUAAAGCUCAAAGUCAACUAGGCGAUAUUGCAACUGUGUACAACUGCACUCAUUGUACAUCAUUCUUCUUCCAACCAUAUGGACAAGCGAGCCUCGAUGAACGAAAUAAUGCCAAGUUUAGAUAUGCACAGGGACCGCCCGUAGGUACAUCUUGUACACACUGUGGAUCAAAUUUGCGAGUAGGUGGACCCAUCUGGCUUGGACCACUAUUUGAUCAUUCGUUUGUGUCCGAACUAAUAGGAUCCAUUGAACAAGCACCACACGAUAGCUAUGCCUAUCGGGAUCGAAUGUUGAGCAUGUUGUAUGUCGUCAAAGAAGAAUUACCUAAUCCAUUGUAUUUCGAUAAUACAAAACUUGCACGAAUCAUGCACACUCAAGUACCACAAAACAAAGUUCUUCGGUCAGCGAUAUUAAAUGCUGGUUAUCGUGUGUCAUCAACACAUGCUCGUCAAGAUGCAAUCAAAACCGACGCCCCACAUGAAGUUAUUUGGGAUAUCAUGCGAGCCUUAGCUGAACAAUCACCGACAAAGCGUUCAGCGGUUGAAAGACUCAACACUGAUUCACCGUAUUACCGUCUGCUGACGAAACCAUCGACAAUUCAAGUUGAUUUCACCGAACAUCCAGACUGGGAAUCAGAAGCAAGAAAAAACAAACUAAUUCGUUUUAUGGGUAAUCCUCAUGCGAGAUGGGGACCACUAGGAAAAGCAGUGACAAAGAAAAAACGACCGAGUGAUGAAAGCGAUUCGACAACGGAGAAAAAACAGAUGAAAUCGGAUGAAGAUUUAUCAUCGGACGAAAACUUGUGA